AAGUUUUUAAAGCCAAAGCUGAAGCAAUUUUAGAUAAAUUGGGAAUUCCUGUACAGAUUUUUGUUGCAACAGGUAUGGGAAUGUACCGUAAACCUGUGACUGGAAUGUGGGAUUAUCUGUGUGAAAAGGGUGAUGACGGGUUCCCUGUACAGAAGGAAGACUGUCUUUAUGUGGGAGAUGCUGCUGGACGUUCUGCAAACUGGGCUCCUGACCGCAAAAAGAAAGAUUUCUCCUGCAGCGACCGUCUGUUUGCGUUGAAUAUUGGAUUAAAGUUCUCAACACCAGAAGAGUUUUUCUUGGGCUGGAAGACCGCUCCGUUUCAUUUACCUAACUUUGAUCCGAGGACUUUGGAUCCAAAUGCACCACUGCACGAUCCUGCUGCUAGUCUGAUUUCCCCACCUACAGAAGUGGCAGUCACAGUUGGUUUUCCUGCAGUUGGAAAGUCCAAAUUCGUAAAAGAUUACCUUGUUCCAAAGGGUUACGUUUGUGUCAACAGGGAUACUCUUGGGACUUGGCAAAAAUGUGUGGCCAGCUGUGAAGAGGCUUUGAGAAAUGGAAAGAGCGUAGUCGUUGAUAACACAAAUCCUGACCUGGAGUCUCGAAGCAGGUACAUCAAUUGUGCGAAAAAUGCUGGCGUACCGGUGAGGUGUUUUGAGUUAACAACCACUGUAGAGCAGGCAAAGCACAAAAACCGGUUCCGAGGAUGAGUCAGAAGGGACAUGUAUCUGUGAAUGAUAUGGUCAUCAACAACUACAAGAGUAAGUUUGUAGCACCCUCUGUGAGUGAAGGCUUCAGUGAAAUUGUGAAAAUCCAUUUUGUGCCCCGUUUCAAGGAUGCGUUGGAAGAAUCUUUGUAUCGCCAAUUUUCAGAGGGCUGAGAGUUCAAACCCCCCAUGUAUGUCAAAAAUGUUUGUGUUGCCACUCAGAAAUACUGUGCUAAAAUGUGAACAGUAAUCAAAGGCAAAUCUAUCCACGCAGCAGUAGGACAAAAACGAACAGAAUUAUUUUAAUAAAUAGAUUGUCUUUCCAAAAAA
Pelobates cultripes (western spadefoot toad) is the source of this 1033-nucleotide messenger RNA. The record is from the annotation of a GenBank genome assembly. Lineage: Eukaryota; Metazoa; Chordata; Amphibia; Anura; Pelobatidae.